AUAAUUAAUUAAUGACACUUAAAAUGGUUUCUUUAGCGUAUGUCUGUCACUUUGCGGGUAUUUUUUCCGGUAGUCUUGAACAGAAUAGAAAAUAUAAUAACAUUUUUAAGUUUAAUUUAUUUUGAAAAUAGUAAAAUAUAUUACCUGUAAAACAAGUUGUUUUUGCUCUUUAUAGCUACGUCUGAAAUUCUUUAUUUGUACAAUUUAUAUUCUUCUAAUUUUUUUAAAAAUAAUAUAUCAUUAAGUGGAGCUUCAAUUGCAUUGGGUGACGAAAACCAAGCCUGAACGUAACAUUUAACUAUAAAACAACAAAUAUCUUUUAACGCCUUUUCUUCUUUGCUAUUUAAUUUAAAUUGAUCUUUAAAUAUGUAUAGCUUUAAAGAAUAUAUGGCCUUAGCCAUAUCCAUCUGGCUAAAUGGUAUGGACCAAAUUUGUGGAUAUCCUUCAAAAACUCCUUGCAAAAACUCUAUUACCUCAUCAUUUGACCAUUCCGUCAUAGUACAACUAUCAAUGGCUCUCCGAACCGCACGCCUGUGGGAACGCUGUCUAAAUGCGCGGCUCGUUUACUUUGGCGCGGACACAUCGGACCGACAAUUUUCGGAUAGACGCGAGCAUGGCCGAGCUAUACCUUGCCUAGACGCGCAAGAGCGUUCCCACGGCGCGUGUAGUUUACCAAGCCAGCGAAUUUUACUCGUGGCUCGCCGAGCCACGCGCCGUGGGAACCCGCCUUUACGGUUCGAUUGGUUAGUUGUACCUAAGUACUAUCAGUACACAUAUCACAUAAAAACAAAUUUAAAUAUGGAAGAGCUAAAAGACAAAAGUUUACAUUUAACCGCUGAAAAACUAGCUGAAGAACUUCAAAAAAUGGAUAUUUAUAAUGAAUUUUAUGAAGAUUUACAGAUGCUAGCUGCUUCCCAAGACGUAUCCAUAGACGACUUCAAAAAGACCUUGGUGCAAGCAGUGAACAUAGGGAGCAUGGAAACUAAUCUGAGAAACGCGGUAUUCCAUUGGUUGAGAAGUCAUGGGAAUAAUAAACAAAUUGUGGUUAGGGACGAAAUAACGAGUAGAGAGUCGUUAGACUAUUUGAGAAAAGCACAAAUCACGUGGGAAAGAAGAAUACAGAAAUCGUUGGAGUCUAUGUGCGAGGAAAUAGGGAUAAAUCUAUCUUGUCUCAGGUCCAGUGCUGAUCGAGAUGAAAUGUUACAAAAAUGGAACGAACUCAGUACAUACAAUACAAGUUUGGAAAGACUGAGACCGGUGUAUGCACCGAAAGAUUUUUUAGAAGUGUUAUUUUCAUUGCAUAAUCCUAAUUACCGAAUGAUAUCUGAUGACAUGAUAUGGGAUUUUACGUACCUGCCGCUGAAAGUUAAGACAUUACCAGAACUGAGACAUCAUUACAGGGAUUUGGCCACUGCCGAUUUGCUGUUAGGUUUAACGUGUUGUCAAUGUCUGACGACGCUGUCGUGCGGGUCGACGUCACAGGGAGAACAAGAACGAAUCGCUUUGGGAGAAAAAGUUCUACAACAUCAGCAUGCACCGGUGUGUCAAGAGUUUCUAAAAUUGGGUGCACCUCGCAGCCUCCGGGGUAGGCUCUGGGCACAGAUUCUAGGAUCUAGUGCGAAGACUUCGGAACAACAUUACUCGGAAUUAAAACAACGCGUGUUGCACUUCGAUAUGUUGAUCGACAAAUUGAUCACGAAAGACGUUCAACUAACAGCGUGCAACGACGAUCAAUACUUCGUGUUCGAAGACGUCUUACAUCAGAUAAUGUUGUGUUUUACUCGCGAUACUGACGUGUUGUCAGUGUUCAACAACUCGACCAGCCAUCCAAUACUUACGUCGUUGAAGGGCAAACCACCUAUCGAGGCAAUAUAUCCUCCCAACGGCAUUAUACCUUUCCACGGUUUUACAAUGUAUGCUGCCCCCGUUUGCUAUUUGUUCAAUGACCCUGUACCAUUGUACUACACGUUCAGAGCAUUCUACCUGCGUUACUGGUUCAGAUUGCAUGUGAUAAGUUCACACCCGCAAAGCAUACUUGGACUAUGCAUUUUGUUCCAGCGGCUUUUACAGAGACACGAAACAAAGAUUUGGUCGCAUUUUAUGAGCCACAACAUUCACCCUAUCAGAGUGGUAUUCAAAUGGAUCAUGAAGGGAUUCAGUGGGCAUUUACUUCCAGAACAAUUACUUAACCUGUGGGACAUGAUUAUAGCUUACGACUCCCUGGAAGUAUUGCCACUUUUGGCAGUUGCGAUUUUAAGUUUCAGAAAAGACAAUCUACUUCAAGUAAACACUUUACAAAACGUAGAUUCAGUUCUGGUAGAUUUGUCAUCAUUAAACGUAAUGUCUUUGCUACAGUUAGCACUAAAAGGACCAAUUAAAAUGUAAUAAGAUAUAAGUACUUGUUAAAUAAAUGUUUAACUUUAAAUUAACAAUGUAUAAUUAAAACUAAAUAAAACAAACAAUCAUUAUAAAAUAUAAAUUAACA
This is a messenger RNA of Metopolophium dirhodum (rose-grain aphid), 2485 nucleotides long. Its product is annotated as TBC1 domain family member 19. NCBI's taxonomy places the organism in Eukaryota, Metazoa, Arthropoda, Insecta, Hemiptera, Aphididae. The record is from RefSeq and is a predicted model, not a curated record. The coding region runs from base 367 to 2385 and encodes 672 amino acids. The transcript has 14 exons.